AUGUUGAACCCUACAUUUGUUCUGUGGGAAAUAGGAUAUCCCUUAUACACUUAUGGCUCCAUCAUCAUUAUUGCAUUAAUUAUUUGGCAAGCGAAAAAGAACCAUCAAAGAUUGAAAUUUGGACCUUACAAGAGCGGUUGCCGGCAUCAACGGAGAAUCAAACAAAGGACUAAAGAUAGAACAUCAAGAGGUAAAAAACAUUCCUCCAAAGAAGAUGAGAAGCCAUGGGAGCUGAUCGCUAUCAUGAAAAGCCAGCGCUGGUUUCCUCAGGAGGGAAGUGUGCGGAGGCUCCUGUGUGCAGACCCCUCCUGCCCUGUCUGCAAUGCUAUGGCUCUGGAGAUUAAGCAGUUGCUGGAGAAAGCUGCAGAAGCUGGCUUCGGAAAUAAGAUGAAGCAUUUUACACACUGGAUUAAACACAAGUUGAAAGCUCAAGGGCAUAAAGAAUCCAUUCUCCUUUCUGAGGAUGAGACAGUGGCCAAAACCACGACCAAAAAGGUGAAGAGUCCACCCUCCACCAGACGCCCUGUGAAGCAAUAGAGGACAAGAAUAUCACCUUCUUUGAUGCCCACCAGUGCCUAGACAAUGAACUCCAGCAACACCCCUUUGAGCCUGGCCACUCCUGGUUCCAGUGCCUUUCCCACAACAGAUCUAAGCACUGUCCUCAGCUGACUUGU
Messenger RNA from Myotis myotis, 674 nucleotides. It is a transcript of the gene SPATA31F3, whose product is annotated as family with sequence similarity 205 member C. The record is from RefSeq and is a predicted model, not a curated record. Lineage: Eukaryota; Metazoa; Chordata; Mammalia; Chiroptera; Vespertilionidae.